This is a messenger RNA of Solenopsis invicta (red fire ant), 2356 nucleotides long. RefSeq names its product WD repeat domain phosphoinositide-interacting protein 3. Lineage: Eukaryota; Metazoa; Arthropoda; Insecta; Hymenoptera; Formicidae. The transcript has 6 exons. The coding region runs from base 321 to 1355 and encodes 344 amino acids. Gene Ontology annotation, cellular component: phagophore assembly site membrane; extrinsic component of membrane; cytosol. Gene Ontology annotation, molecular function: protein binding; phosphatidylinositol-3-phosphate binding; phosphatidylinositol-3,5-bisphosphate binding. The record is from RefSeq and is a predicted model, not a curated record. Gene Ontology annotation, biological process: protein lipidation; nucleophagy; protein localization to phagophore assembly site.
CUUUAAAAUCGCUAUCUGGAGGUUUUUGAGAUUGCUGAUUACUCUAACGUCCAAACUUUAAAAUGACGGAUACAAUAUGAUGGAUAAAAUGAUCAAAAUCAACUGGAUUUGUUUAAAAAAGACCGGGAUGGUUUUCUCUGUUAACACACGAGGUAUCGCGCGCGCGUGCGCGUCGCGUGCACGGUCUCGCUACAUUCGUACGCUCGUAGCGGUAGGGAAAGGUGUCGCGGACCGGCGGCGAUGUGACCGAGACUCGCAACGCGAGGACGACGAGAUACGCGUCUGGAGUCCGGAUGUUUUCGUCGACGAAGUGAUCCACGAUGAACCUCACCGCGGGCAACACGCACGGUAAUGGCUUGCUCUACGCCGGCUUCAACCAGGACCAAGGAUGCUUCGCCUGUGGCAUGGAGAACGGGUUCCGAGUGUACAACUGUGAUCCGUUGAAGGAGAAAGAGAGACACGAUUUCAGCGAUGGUGGCCUCGGAUAUGUGGAGAUGCUUUUCAGAUGUAAUUAUCUGGCAUUGGUCGGGGGUGGAGACAAGCCAAUGUACCCGACAAACAAAGUUAUGAUAUGGGACGAUAUCAAGAAAUUGCCAGCAAUCACAUUAGAAUUCAACGCACCUGUAAAAGGAGUCAAACUGCGGAGAGACAGGAUAGUGGUAGUGCUAGAGGGUGUUAUAAAGGUUUAUACGUUUACACAAAAUCCCCAACAGUUGCACGUAUUCGAAACUAAUCCUAAUCCGCGAGGGUUGUGCGUUCUGUGUCCAAACAGCAACAAUUCGUUACUCGCUUUUCCUGGACGAAAAAACGGCCAUGUUCAAGUUAUAGAUCUGGCUAAUACAGAGAAGCAACCCUUAAAUAUAGAAGCACACGAAACGCCUUUAUCUUGCAUAGCUUUAAAUCUGCAGGGCACCAGAUUGGCCACUGCCUCGGAGAAGGGCACUUUGAUAAGAGUAUUCGAUACGCAAAAUGGCAACAUGAUUAACGAAUUAAGAAGAGGAGCGAAUCAUGCGAAUAUCUAUUGCAUAAAUUUCAAUCACGAUUCUACAUGGCUGUGCGUUGCCAGCGAUCACGGCACCGUACAUGUAUUUGCCGUCGAAGAUCAAAAACUGAAUCGCCAAUCUAGCUUAGCAUCCGCCACGUUCCUGCCAAAGUACUUCAGCUCGAGUUGGAGUUUCUGCAAAUUUCAAGUGCCGGGCGGUCCCCAGUGCAUGUGCGCGUUCGGUCAGGAUAACAAUAGUAUCAUAGUGAUAUGCGCAGACGGUAGUUAUUACAAGUUUGUGUUCAACAACAAGGGUGAAUGCACGAGGGACUUUUACGCGCAGUUUCUCGAGUUGACCGACGACAAAGCGUGAUUGGAGGAUAUAUAACGACGGUGAAUUCCUGACCGCGUGUCGAGAGAUGACUUUCGCAUGUUCCUUCGUCUUUCUCACUUAUUUUGACUGAUUGUGAGUAAAAGAAGAACGAGCGGGUAUGGCUCGUAGGUAUAUUACAUUCAUGGAGAUUGCAGCACACUCGAGUUGUUUAUACAGAGGAAAUAACGUUUGUACCAAACGUUACGAUAGAGGACCAAAUGAAGAGUUCUAUUAAUUGUUGGUGAUAUCGUUCGUUGGUGUAUUUAUGUGCGAGUUUUCGAAAAAGAAAAAGGAGAGUAAAAUAUCGACAAAUUGAAGAGACAAAAAAUACCUUAACAGAGAUUGUGUCGUAAACUUGUUACACGAGCCUAUUCGCUAAAGACGCCUAUUGACAAGCAAAUUUUUAAAUGUAAACAGAAGGAAUACUUCCCCAGGUGAUAACAGGGGACAUCGCAAGUUACUUGUUAGCGUGAUACUCACGUUUUCUUACAUUUUAGAUAAGAAUGCUGCUGCAACUAACUAAAAGCGAACGUUGGCCAUAAAUUGUUGUUGUGGCAAAAAGCAAAUUUUUUGUAGCUUUGCGAUAAAGCGCUUUGCAAUGCAAUCGUGCAUCUUUAUCGAUCAUGUGUUUUCUAGUUGCACAAAAAUUUUUUUGUUAUAUAUAAAUACAUUAUAAGAGUGAUAUACAUCUUCGCUCUUUGACGAUUUUAAAUAGAUUGUUGUUACAAUCGCAUCCGCGUUUUUGGCGAUUCAUUGAGCACGCCUUUGUUUCAUAGCAGAGUCAUAUCAUGUAUACAUCAUGUCAUAUACACAUAUAUCGUACCGAAGUAUUGUAAUUUUUAUUUUCACGUUUUUUUCCAUACAUUUAAUAUACAUAUACACAAGAGAGAUUCUACACUUUAUAUCACACGAAUAUUGCCGCAGAUAACGAGGUUGUAAUUUCACAAACAAGUUGGGUUUAAGUAAAACUGAUGAACGAAAUAAAACUAAUUAUGCCACGA